GACUCUCCCGCUCGACACGGAAAGCACCACUCUUCACGCCGUCUUUGCGCAGAAUGCCUGGGUGCUGCGUUCCGCAAUGCAGUAACAGCGCUAAAAAUGGCUGCAGAAUGUUUUCCUUUCCCAGAGACCCAAAAAGACGGCUCCUAUGGACCGCUAAAAUCAAGCGGGACAAGUGGCAGCCGACGAACCAUACCUGUAUAUGCAAUGCUCACUUUGAAGAAUGCUGUUUUGAACAAAAGCGGGCAGAUGGAUGGAAGAAGCUGAAGCCAAAUGCUGUACCAACGCUUUUCCCAUUCAAAGUUGCUCCGAGGAAGCGAAAGCCACCGAGGGAAAGAGCACUGCCUGUGCCCAGGUUAAACCACAAAGAGGUGAGCGACCCUGCCGAUGUACCUCACGCCGCAUCAGACGUAGUGGAAAUGCUCCCUGAGUCACCUGAAGCGGUAUCACAAGAAACGUCAACGGACAACAUGGAAGUCAACAGCCCAGGUGUCGAAGCUUUGAACGUCAGAAUAGCAAACUCGACUGAUGAAACUCCCACAGUUAGUGAGACACAAAGAGACCAUGCUCAGCUGAAAAAGCAGUUGGCAGACAUAGAAAGAAAAUACGCCACGCUUCAAGAACAUCACAGCAUCACUACGAACACAAUCCAGAACCUCAGAAAGCAAGUCCAUAAGCUCGAAAGUAAGGCUGAGAAUUUCGAAAGAAAUAUACGCUUCUUGAAUGCAGAUCAGGUUUGUGCUCUUUCUAAAAACAGUACCCAGGGUCACACUUGGUCAGUGGAGACAGUUAAAGGGGAACUCCGGCGCGUCCCUCCCGAUGACGUCACUCUUCCGCCCUCCUCUCCUACGCUCCGCGUGCCCGAGGGUGUCCGGCGGCCAACGUUUGCCCGCAUAUAG
Molecule: messenger RNA, 896 nt
Organism: Rhipicephalus sanguineus (brown dog tick)
Lineage: Eukaryota; Metazoa; Arthropoda; Arachnida; Ixodida; Ixodidae
Product: THAP domain-containing protein 1-like
Exons: 4
Coding region: 54-896 (280 amino acids)
Molecular function (GO): sequence-specific DNA binding
Source: RefSeq, a predicted model, not a curated record